Protobothrops mucrosquamatus (brown spotted pit viper) is the source of this 2041-nucleotide messenger RNA. It is a transcript of the gene PTPN2, whose product is annotated as protein tyrosine phosphatase non-receptor type 2. The transcript has 10 exons. Gene Ontology annotation, biological process: protein dephosphorylation. The coding region runs from base 143 to 1429 and encodes 428 amino acids. NCBI's taxonomy places the organism in Eukaryota, Metazoa, Chordata, Lepidosauria, Squamata, Viperidae. The record is from RefSeq and is a predicted model, not a curated record. Gene Ontology annotation, molecular function: protein tyrosine phosphatase activity.
CGCCGCUGAGUGCGCGUUGAAGGUAACGCGAGCGGCCGAGGGGGCGGGCUCGCCGUCCUCGCCCUGUCAGCAGCGGGAGGUAGGUGAUGAAGUUGCCGAUUGCCAGCGGCUCUCCUCCACCCUUCUGCAUCUCGCCGCCAUUAUGUCCGCCCUCGCCACGAUAGAGCAGGAGUUUCAGGAGAUCGACGAUGCUAACGACUGGCAGCCCCGCUACUUGGAUAUCCGACAUCAAUCCAGUGAUUAUCCUCAUAAAGUGGCAAAGUCUGCAGAAAACCGAAAUCGGAACAGAUACAGAGAUGUUAGCCCUUAUGAUCACAGUCGUGUAAUACUACAGAAUACGGACAAUGAUUAUAUCAAUGCCAGCUUGGUGAUUAAUGAAGAAGCUCAAAGAACUUAUAUAUUAACACAGGGUCCACUUCCUAACACAUGUUGCCAUUUUUGGCUAAUGAUAUGGCAACAAAAGACCAAAGCAAUUGUCAUGCUUAAUAGAACUGUUGAGAAAAAUUCGGUGAAGUGUGCGCAGUACUGGCCAACAAAAGAAGAGGAACCCAUGUUAUUCAGAGAAACAGGAUUUUGUGUGAGGCUAAAAUCUGAAGAUGUCAAAUCAUAUUACACAGUACGACAACUCCAGCUAGAAUGUAUUGAUACUGGUGAAUCCAGGGUAAUACUACAUUUUCACUAUACUACAUGGCCAGAUUUUGGAGUUCCUGAAUCCCCAGCUUCAUUCCUCAACUUCUUGUUUAAAGUCAGAGAAUCUGGAUCUCUGAGUUCUGAACAUGGACCUGCAGUCAUUCAUUGUAGUGCUGGAAUUGGACGCUCUGGUACAUUUUCAUUGGUAGACACUUGUCUUAUUGUGAUGGAAAAAAGAAACGACCCAUUUCAUGUAGAUAUCAAGCAAAUAUUAUUAAAUAUGAGAAAAUAUCGGAUGGGACUGAUUCAGACUCCUGAUCAACUAAGAUUUUCAUAUAUGGCUGUAAUAGAAGGAGCAAAAUAUAUAAUGGGGGAUUCCACUAUGCAGUAUCGCUGGAAGGAACUCUCAAAAGAAGACCAAGCACCAAGUUCUGAAUGUUCGCCUCCUCACCCAACUAAACCUACUGCAGAAAAAUACAAUGGAAAUAGCAUGGUUUUAGAAGAACAGGAGCCAGAAGAUGUUGAUCUGAUCUCUCCCAUACAAAAUGAUUCAGAUACAAAUGAUGACAAGGCUUUACGGAAAAGGCUGAGAGAAGACAAAAAAGCUAACACAGCACAGAUGGUGCAACAGAUGAAACAUAGGCUGAGUGAAUCUGAAAGAAAAAGAAAAAGGUGGUUAUAUUGGAAGCCUAUUGUUAUUAAGAUUGGAUUUGGUUCAGUCGUAUUUGUUAUAGCUUAUUCUUCCUGGAAAUUGUAUUCCCAGUACAUGCUCAUGCCGAGAGUGACUGAUGCCAAGUAAAUUGCCAAGACUUGAGAAUGUUCUUCAGCUAUAAUAACACACUAUUGACAUGCAAAACAGGACAUCACUGUUCUUCAGGAAACAAAAAUGAGGUCUGAGCAAUACACAAGUGGCCUCAUAAAUAUCUGUUUACAGCGUAAACAAACAGGGAAUGAAGUACAUCACCAGCAAGAGACUUUGCAAAAGAGAAUUUGUGUUACGUGUUUUAUGCUUGUAUUAACUAUAGAGUUGUAAGAUCACAUUUACAAAAUCUUUGUACUGCCAUUCUUGUAUUUUUUUAUAUUUUUGGCAGCAUUAAAUAUUUUUUUUAAUUUAUAUGCUGUUGUGUGUAUAUUUUUUAAUCCAAUUCCAGAAAGAUUAGUGGCAAUGCUCUGAGAAAUUCUAUUUUAAUCUAUUGUUACUCUGUUUCAGCUGCAAUAUUUCUACAUGAUUACUUGUGUUUUAUUUUGCUCUUAUUUUCAGUGAAAAUUUAACACAUUUUUCACAUUUAUUACAAAUAGAGAAUGAUGUUUAAAUAAUGAUAAAAUCUAUCAUGGUAGUACUGAAUAUACAUAUUUUAAAUUAGAAGAUGCAGUGGGGAAAGAAGGUCUAUCCAGAGUACGGGUGUCAAAC